GUGAUUCCCCACGAGAAGACCACGAUGCUGCCGCCCGGCCCCACCAAUUUUGUCAUUCCGUCGAUCAUCAAGGGCAACUUCACUAUCGACAUACCGCCCGGUAAGCAGCCAAUUGGCUCAUCCACACCGCAGCCGUCCCUCCCGGCCACCGGUCUGUCUGUCUGUCUGUCUGUCUCCAGGUAUGAGAAUCACCCGGGAAGAGCUGGUGCAUUACGUCCGGGCCACCAAGGGCAUCGACCUCAAUCAGUGCAAGGAAAUCGCCCCGCCAAUGCCGCUGCCCGAGGGGACCGGUCAGCCACACACACACAAAACACACGUGUCCAUAAUGAUCCCCUUUUUCGUGUCUGUGUGCAGCGCCCACGUCUAUAGAGGCCCAUUUCGAGAAUGAGCCGCUCCCCGAGUACGUCAAGAACGCCAAGCCGUGGCCGGUGGAUGAGUGGGGUCCCCUGCCGCACCCCAGCCAGAUGGCAGACGGCCACACCUGGACCGGCCCGCCCGUCAAGGUGGGCGAGCCCCUCAAGACCACACUGGAGGGGCCGCCCCAGGGAUGGAUCCCCAACCAGCACCAACUCAGGAUCGUACGCGACACACAGACAUUGAUGAGAUACAGCGAGGCGUGAGAGACACGAGUGCAUUCCAUUCUCUCUCUCUUUGCGUAGAUGGCCGAGCACAAGUUGACCCCGAAGCAGUGCGGCUACCAGGGGCCGCCCAUCCGCAUGCCCGUGAGUGACACACAACAUCACACAACACAGCAAACAGACACACAGGCAGAUGUCACCUCCCAUGUGCACUCAUUGCUGUGUCUCUUCCUGUCUGUCUGUCUGUCUGGAUGUCUGGAUGUGUGUAUGUGUGCAGAUGCUGAUGGCGCCCCCGCCGCCUUUCCCUGGUGCUGGUCGUCCGGUUGCGCCGCCUCCCGCCGCCCCUGCCGGCCCUCCCAUGGUGAUGAUGAUGCGGCCGCCCAUGGUGCCACCCCCGCCCGCACACAUGAUCGCACCCAAGAAGAAAUGUAAGAGACCACACACACGGGAUCGGCUGUGAUGGGAUGUGCUGCAAUGUGAUGGGAUGGGAUGUGUUGUGGUGGUCAGCAUCAACGAAGAAGUCCUGCGGGGUUGGGUUCUUCGGCUGGUUCACCGGCUCGAAGAAAUAAACAACCAAGUAAGCGGCUGACCAUGCAGCCACACCAGACAGACACACACGCCUACUCGUGCUGCACACACAAUCGAUGUCUCUCUGUCUCUCUCUCUGUCUGUGUGUUGGUCAGGAAAUUCUUGUCACCAUCACCACACACACACGGGGGGCCUAUUUUUUGCGUAUAUAUCACUCUAGCGUCGCUCGUGUGUAUUGUGAUUUGUUUCGUAAGUAAGUCGUUCUCUAUAGGCCGGAUAUAUACUCUUCCUCUGCCCUCUAUUGCUGGGCCAAUUCUCAACACUCGCUGUCUGUCUGUCUGUCUGUCUGCCAUGGUUCCUGGAUUGCUGGUGACUUUGUGUGUGCGGCCAUGCCAAAGUGAGCCGACACACCGCCCAUUCGCUCGUGCGUGCGAUAUUAAUGGCUGCCCUGUGUUUGUCUCUUCCUCUUGUCUGGGUGGGUCUCUCUAAAUCACAACACAUCUCAUCAUACCGCUUCGAGCACUGUCCUCUUGGUUGGGGGUUUUUCGGGCUUGGUUUGCUUUGCUGGAAUGAUCGCCUGCCUGCCUGCCUGCCUGAGUUAGCCACACACGACAUCACACCACACCACAUCACACCGCCAGUCAUUCACACACUGUCCUCUGGGGGGUUCUGGGCUUGAUUUGUUUUGCUGGAUGGAUUGCUGGGCUUCCAUAGAGUGCGUGGGCCAUUGCCAAAGUGGGCCCUCACCAACCAGUGCACUGCAGCUGACAUGACUGACUGGCCUGUGUCUCUUCCCUCUCCCAAACCACACACCAGCAGACAGACAGACAGACAGACGACAGACUGAGACACACAGAGACAUAGAGUUUUAAAGUACAGAGGGAGGGGAACAGAAGUGCAUGGGAUAGACGCAGAAUGGACUGCGAGCAGAUACAGUGCAUCAACGGAAUGGAAGAAAGAUGGUUGUUGAUCAAAAACAUCUCUAUGUACGAGUGACGGUGGGUCGAUCGAUGGGGAUUUGUUCGAGAGAGACAACUUGACUUGCAUGGGGCGGGAUCGAUCCCUCCUCCCCUCAAACCUGUUUGGC
Molecule: messenger RNA, 2193 nt
Organism: Vitrella brassicaformis
Lineage: Eukaryota; Vitrellaceae
Source: the annotation of a GenBank genome assembly